GCAGCGCACCCUCACAAAGAUGGCCGCCUACUUCUGUUUGGCAACCGUGUCACUGUUAACCGCGUAAUCGGCGAGCGACUUGCCGUUACCCUCUUCUAAUCACUCGCGCAAAACCCCGACUAGUCGUGUAGUACGUACCUUUGUGCGCGUGUUGAAGGAACGAACAGUGUGACGGUAUGGCUGGUGUUCCGGCGGCCGCGGCACCCGUGCUGGACCAGGUGGAAGAGGACGCGUCGGAGCUGCAGUUCCCGAAGGAGUUCGAGAACGCCGAAACGCUCCUGAUCAGCGAAGUCCACAUGCUGCUCGAACACCGCAAGCAGCAGAACGAGAGCGCCGAGGAAGAACAGGAACUAUCUGAGGUGUUCAUGAAGACGCUGGGCUACUGCCAGCGGUUCAGUCGGUUCAAGAACCGGGAGACCAUCACGGCCGUGCGGCAGUUGCUGGCCCAGAAGAAGCUGCACCGCUUCGAGCUGGCUCAGCUGGCCAACCUGUGUCCCGACAACCCAGAGGAGGCACGCGCCCUCGUGCCCAGCCUCGAAGGGCGCUUCGAGGACGACCAGCUGCGGCAGAUACUGGACGACAUCCAGACACAGCGCAGCUUCCAGUACUGAGACCUCCUGUUGUACUGUCUGGUGUCGUGCGAAAGUGUCUGCGCAGUGUAAAUUUCCAAUAAAUAAGACCGGUUUU
Dermacentor silvarum is the source of this 687-nucleotide messenger RNA. It is a transcript of the gene Polr2D, whose product is annotated as DNA-directed RNA polymerase II subunit RPB4. Gene Ontology annotation, biological process: nuclear-transcribed mRNA catabolic process, deadenylation-dependent decay; mRNA export from nucleus in response to heat stress; transcription initiation at RNA polymerase II promoter. The coding region runs from base 177 to 611 and encodes 144 amino acids. The transcript has 2 exons. Gene Ontology annotation, cellular component: P-body; RNA polymerase II, core complex. The record is from RefSeq and is a predicted model, not a curated record. Gene Ontology annotation, molecular function: nucleotide binding; translation initiation factor binding. Lineage: Eukaryota; Metazoa; Arthropoda; Arachnida; Ixodida; Ixodidae.